This is a messenger RNA of Macadamia integrifolia, 2361 nucleotides long. RefSeq names its product protein WHAT'S THIS FACTOR 1 homolog, chloroplastic. The transcript has a single exon. Lineage: Eukaryota; Viridiplantae; Streptophyta; Magnoliopsida; Proteales; Proteaceae. Gene Ontology annotation, molecular function: RNA binding. The record is from RefSeq and is a predicted model, not a curated record. Bases 509 to 2110 code for a protein of 533 amino acids.
AUAGAUUAAUAAGAGGGGUAAUUUGAUCGUUUCAAAAUAGUCGUGAGAAGAAGAGGGAAGAGUUUUUUCGGGGAGAAUUAGAUUACAACUUCUAAAUCGGGGGAGUCUGAGGAAAUAGAGUGUAAGUUGUGUGUGUGUGUGUGUGAGAGAGAGAGAGAAAAAUUGGGGAAGGAAGAGACGGGCAAACAGGCUUCGCCCUAAAAAUCUUGGGCCGUGCGAGGCCCGUUUUGGUCCCUCCUGCAUCAAGGCAAUUAGCAGAUAAGACCCAAGCUAAAUUUCUUCACAGCAACACAUGAAGCGGGAGAGUUCUCCACCAACUUAACGACUCCAGUGUCCGACGCAUCUAAAGCGGAUAAAGAUAAUAGAUUACAGAUGAAAUCAUGAAAUCCCAAAUUCUCCAAUCAAUUUCAGCGUAAACAGGAGCAGGUAAGUAGCUUUUGGCGACGCUCUCCGUCACUGAUUUUUUUUUCAUUCUCUCUCUCUCUCUGUGGAACUCAUCAAGUUCUUCAUGGAACCCAAAUUCUUGUUUUCUUCACCCAAUGCUUCUUCUGCUUCACCAUUUCCUCUCUUUCUCUCGUACCCAUCAUCUUCAUUUCGUGAAAAACUCAAAUUCUCUGUAAAAGGGCAUAUCUCAUUCUCUACUCACUUGUCGGAUAAGACUUCGUUUUUGGGUAAAAGUUUGGUUUCAUGGGAGAAGCUUGAACUGGGUGACCGGAGAAAAACCCAUCUCCCAUUUCAUCCAAUAACAUCUGUCGUGAAGAGAAGGAAGGAACUUCCCCUGGACAACGUUAUCCAACGAGACAAGAAGCUGAAACUGGUAAUGAAGAUAAGGAAGAUUUUAGUGAGCCAACCCAAUCGCAUUAUGGCGCUUAGAGAUAUGGGUAGGUACAGACAGGAACUGGGUCUCAACCGAAAGCGUCGACUUAUUGCUUUGUUGAAGCGAUUUCCUGCGGUUUUUGAGAUUGUGGAAGAAGGGGUUUAUUCACUUCAGUUCAAAUUGGCCCCAGAGGCUGAAAGGCUUUACUUGGAGGAAUUGAAAGUGAGGAAUGAAAUGGAAGGAUUGCUGGUUGAGAAGUUGAGGAAAAUCUUGAUGAUGUCUUUAGAGAAGCGGAUUCUGUUAGAGAAGAUUGCGCAUUUGAGGACUGAUCUUGGGCUGCCUUUAGAAUUCAGGGACACAAUCUGUAGAAGAUACCCCCAAUAUUUCAAGGUUGUUCCUACUGGUAGGGGCCCUGCUUUGGAACUUACCCACUGGGAUCCUGAGCUGGCUGUUUCUGCUGCUGAAAUUAGUGAAGAAGAGAUUCGAGCAAGAGAGAGAGAAGAAAUGGAUUUGAUCAUCGAUAGGCCCCCCAAGUUCAAUAGAGUAAAGCUACCCAAGGGUCUGAACGUCUCCAAGGGAGAGAUGAGGAGGAUUUCUAAGUUUAGAGAAAUGCCUUAUAUAUCUCCCUACUCUGAUUUUUCAGAAUUGAAGUCUGGUACACCAGAGAAAGAGAAGCACGCAUGUGCUGUUAUUCAUGAGAUGUUGAGCCUCACGAUUGAGAAGAGAACACUUGUGGAUCACCUGACUCAUUUCAGAGAGGAGUUUAGGUUCUCUCAACAGCUGAGGGGAAUGCUGAUCAGACAUCCUGAUAUGUUUUAUGUAUCUUUGAAAGGAGAUAGGGAUUCAGUUUUCUUACGGGACGCCUAUCGUGAUUCUCAGUUGAUCGAGAAGGAUAGAUUAUUGCUAAUCAAGGAGAAGCUUCGGUCACUUGUUGCAGUUCCUAGACCCCGAAGUCGGGGUGCUCCUAAGGUUGAUGCAGGUAAUGGUGAUGGGGCUGAAGGUGCUCAGAAGUCACAAGAAAGUGGUGAAGAGUGGUCUGAUGUUGGUGAUGUUGAUAAUAUAUUAAGCAAUGAGUUUGAUGAUGAUGAUGAUGAGGAGGAGGAGGAGGAUGACUGGAAUGAUGAAGAUGAUGAGACACCCCCAGAUUUUGAUGAUGAUGAUGAUGAUGAUGAUGGUGGAAGCAUAAUUCUUGAACGGACCAAAGCACCUAAUAAAGCUGAGACCUCAAUGCGAAAUGAAGGGAAGGUACUUGUUCCCACAUUCCCAGAUGGUCAGCCAAGAGAACGGUGGUGAGAAGAGUGAAAGGAUUCUGUUUUUUCUUUAGAUUUUGAAGUUGUCAUUCCAGGAUAAUGUGACUCAGAUGCUUUUGAAUUACAUGUUGCUGAAAUAUGACACGAUGGUUGGUUGUCCUUGAAUGAGUAUCAUCCAUUUUACUUCUUUGGGGGGAGGUGUUUUGGCCUCUCUAACAAUGUAAGCUCAAGAUGUUCAGCCUCGCCUUCUUAUAUGAGUAGUGUUUGAUAUCUGAGAUAAAAUUAUUUCAAAAA